Molecule: messenger RNA, 1188 nt
Organism: Bipolaris maydis ATCC 48331
Lineage: Eukaryota; Fungi; Ascomycota; Dothideomycetes; Pleosporales; Pleosporaceae
Source: RefSeq, a predicted model, not a curated record
AUGGUCAGUCACUCACAUUCCGUUAGUCCUUCAGGGUUGAGACUCACGAAAUCAAAGCCAAGAUACUUGUUCAGGAUCGACGAAAUAGGCAAAACUCCAAGCGCUUCGCAUACGUACGACAGCAGUGGGCAUCAUGGGAUACCCGCCUUUGAAGCAGGAGCCGUUAGGUCAGUGGGAGGAGGCGUGAGCGGCCAGUGGUGGCAAUGUGACGGAAAUCAGAUUCGCGGAAAUCAACAGCUUCCACAAGGCGCUCGGCCAUACAACACGUACUCAGUAUUCUAUAUCGGGGGUUUUGGCUUUUGGGUUCUGAAAGGUGACGCAACCAACGCAGAGACCUACAGAAACUCCAGCACCUGGCAGCCUCUAUACUUUCAGCACGAUCCUCGUAGGGAAUACUCGUAUCUUUGUAAUGCGGAACAACACCGUACAGUCGAUCUUCGAAGAAGAGAUCAGAAUUGGCUGAGGAUGCUGCUACCCGAUAUAUAUUAUGAGAGUGCUGCGGAGGUAAACCAUCCACGUUGUGGAGGUCUCAAAGGAGAGCUGGGUAUAUUUCUUGCUCUCAUCGCUUUUGCUAUACGUCCGCAGGAGUUGCAGGCAAGACUGCCUCAAAUGUUUACGAAUGGGAAUUGGCAAGUACCCGGUACAUUCAAUCAUGGGAGACAAUCAGAAAGGGGUGUGGUCGUGUAUGUGUGGACCUCUCCGCCAACCACGGCCGACGAACUUCGUGCUUAUGAGCUGGGAUACCAGACCAGGUAUUAUUAUUAGUUGCCAACACCUGAUGGUCCCAAAUACUCGCCAAGUCUAGAUUUGGCUUUCAACCGAGCGUCGUAUCAGCUUUACUGGAUUUUUUUCUUUGUCCACCCAAUUCUGUUACACAAGACGUCUCUUAUCGCACACUUUUUUUUUAACUUUUUUUUCAGCUCAGACUGCUUACUUCCUAUACGUUUUCAACGCGGUUGCUCAGCAGGAGAUGGAGUCUCAACCACUGUUGACAUUACGAAGUUACGACUUAUGUGCCUCCUUUGCUGCAAUGUUGGCAGCUUUCUUUUUCCCUUUUUCUAUACCUCUCCUUGAUCAGAUUGCAUAAGUUCACGUUGGCUUCAGGAUGAAGAAUAGCUCAUAUACGUUUGAUCUCUUUACAGAAAUGCACAACUCUCUUGCUGCUUUCGAAAAAUACAUGGAGCGAAU